Corticium candelabrum is the source of this 946-nucleotide messenger RNA. RefSeq lists its product as uncharacterized. The transcript has 5 exons. The coding region runs from base 104 to 838 and encodes 244 amino acids. The record is from RefSeq and is a predicted model, not a curated record. Lineage: Eukaryota; Metazoa; Porifera; Homoscleromorpha; Homosclerophorida; Plakinidae. Gene Ontology annotation, cellular component: cytosol.
CACACUUCAAUCUUGAAGUUGCAGUGCAGCUAAAAGCCAGAUUGGUGGAUCAGGAAUACACAGUUGAGGUGAGCUGAGCAAAAAUCCAAACCUAUCAAGAAUUAUGACUGCGAAAAUGCACCGCGCCAUCAAAACGGCUCUCAGUCCACGGAGGUCUGCAAAUAAUCCUGUUCUGCUGGAGUUCGCAGCCGGAGACCAAGUCGACGGUACAUCCGAAUGCAACUUUGCACAACAGCUCUUUAUAGACAGUCUGGAUCUCGCCCAUAAAGCACUCGACACACAAUUCAUUCAAGGCAUCAAGACAGGCACGCUUGAUCCCACAGUUUAUGGAGGAUACACAGUUCAAGAUGCAGCCUAUGUCUAUAAUGGGGCAGAUCUGUUUGUAAAACUAAAUAAGGAAGCUGCAGAACAGGGUCUGUGUGAUCUGGCCAAUUUUGCACAACAUGAAGCCAAGUCGUGGGGCUCGUUUGCACAACAGAUGCUCAAGAACUGGCACAUCAGUGAGCCUUCGGCAGUAGCUCUCAAUAUAGCCGCCAAAGAUUACCAGAAAUUCAAAGAAGACGUUUUUGAAUCGUCGCCGCCGUAUUACAUGAUUAUUGCUUUGCUGCCUUGUAAUAGGCUUUGGGCUUGGCUUGCAAAGACACUAGAGCCUUUUGCCACUGAAUCCAAUCUUUACGCUUUUUGGAUAACUGGAAACAUCAGUACAAAUGACCACUGGGAUAAUUUUGUGAACCACCAUGCUUCAAAAUUUGAUUACAAAGAAGCUCUUGAAGUGUUUCGUAAAGGAAUGGAGCACGAAGUAGAUUUUUUUCAGUCAGCCUUUGAUGCAAAUACUUGAUAAAGAGCUGUGACAGAGUAACUCUCAGUAGUUGUUGCUAUAUUGGCUGAUGCAUUAGCGUUCUAGAUCAACUGUUCGUGUCUUAGCCUCGUCCCCAGACUCAAGUGA